This is a messenger RNA of Cyphellophora attinorum, 3099 nucleotides long. RefSeq lists its product as uncharacterized. Gene Ontology annotation, cellular component: cytoplasm; plasma membrane. The coding region runs from base 1 to 3099 and encodes 1032 amino acids. Gene Ontology annotation, molecular function: GTPase activator activity; syntaxin binding; myosin II binding. NCBI's taxonomy places the organism in Eukaryota, Fungi, Ascomycota, Eurotiomycetes, Chaetothyriales, Cyphellophoraceae. Gene Ontology annotation, biological process: regulation of exocytosis; establishment of cell polarity; regulation of protein secretion. The record is from RefSeq and is a predicted model, not a curated record. The transcript is spliced from 2 exons.
AUGACCUCUUUCCUCCGUGGCAAGCAAGCCGGCAUCUCCGGCGACCUAUCCCUCGGCAUCGACCCCUCCACGAUCCAACUCGACGACUUCGCGCGCUAUGGCAUCAACUCCCAAGUCUCUACCUUCGCCUACGACCCUACACACUCUCUCCUUGCGGUCGGUACCAACGACACGCGCUUCGGUCGCGGACAGAUCUACAUCUUUGGUCGAGGCCGAGUAUGCGUCACCUUACCUCUACCACGUCAAGGCGCCUCUGUCCGCGAGAUCCAGUUUUGCGGCGAGAAGCUCGUGGUGCUGGACAACAAGAACGAUAUCAGCAUCUUCAGUCUAGUGGAGAAGAAGUUGAAGACUACGUAUGCGCCUCCGGGGCAUGUGACAUGUAUGGUCACGGAUCCAAGUCUGGACUAUUGCUUCACGGGAUUGAGCAAUGGCGAGGUGGUGGCAUACGAUCUGGACAGGGAGGGCAUGACCGCGUAUAGGAUACCGAAUCUAUGGAGGGAGGGAGGCAUGAUGGGCCCGGAUCCACGGCGGGCAAGAGGGGUCGUUCCGGUGGUGACAAUACAGUUUCAUCCGAGGGAUAUAGGGAAAGUGUUGAUUGGGUAUAGCGAUGGGGCAUGCACGUACAGCUUCAAGCAGAACAAGGCGCAGGUCUUCAUGAAGUACGAGGUGCCGCGUGGCGCUCCUGGUGGAGACGGGAAUUCUGGAAGAGACGUCAGGUCUCCGAGGUUGACGCAUGCGGUCUGGCAUCCUACGGGCGCGUUUGUCCUGACGGCGCACGAUGACGGAAGCUUAGUGUUUUGGGAGCCUGGCAGUGGGCGACUUUUGGCCGCCAGGACGAUACAAGACAUCGACAUCAAUGUGCCAGGUAGCAGACGCGCCCCAACGAUGAUCCCGGGAAGUCCGCUGGAGCCGACGAGUCCUGGCGGAAGUCUGCUGAGAGAUCCGUACAAGCGGAUAGUGUGGUGCUCGAAGGAGAACCCAGAUGACACAGGCAUUCUGGUUGCUGGUGGCUCGCAGGGGAGUAGUCCUACCAAGGGUCUGAGCUUCAUCGAACUCGGAGCUACGCCAGUGUAUCAGACAUCGAGUUGGGAUGCGCUGAGUAAUCACUUCCGCAAUCCGAGAAAGGUGCAUGUUUUGCCCACGCCACCAAAUGCUGAAGUGGUGGAUUACCUCCUCAUACCCAGAACGAGUCCAUACUACAACGGUGGGCAUGAUCCAAUAGCGGUGUUGGUAACCAUGACAAGUGGCGAGCUCCUGACGAUGAGUUUUCCUAGUGGACAUCCUAUCAAUCCGACGACGCAUCUCAGCGUACAUCUCAGCUUCUUGCAUCCUUUUGUCACCAAAAUAGCAUUGGCGUCGUUUGACCGGACUAGAUGGUUGGGCACGAGGGAGUCACGACAGCAUGGCCCUCUGUUUUUGCAGGGCGGAGUGGAGGGCACAAGACCAAUGAAGAGAUUCGAGAACCGGAACGUGAUACAGACUGCUCAUGCGGACGGAACGAUACGAGUCUGGGAUGCUGGGCACGGCGAUGCGAUCGAAAAUGGUAUCAUCGUUCAGGCGGACCUCGGCCGGGCUCUCGCUAGGUGGGACAAUUUGGACGUCGCAGCGAUGUCUAUGUCCGGUGCGUCCGGUGAGCUCGCCGUAGGUCUACGAUCAGGAGAGCUAGUGGUCUUCCGAUUCGGCAACAACAAGGACGCCGGUCGUCCCUCUAUAGACGAGGACAGGCAGGGUCCUCCGCCUGGCCAGAUGAAGGAUGUCUCGCGACGAGUCGAUCCAGCAUUGAAAGCAGGACUCUUACCCAUGACGAUGUGCAACGAUCAACAAGGACCAGUGACGGCGAUAAAGCAGUCAGAUGUGGGCUUUGUGGCGGUCGGGUAUGUCAGUGGGGGUUUGACAAUCAUUGAUCUACGAGGACCCGCGAUCAUUCACACGCAGAUGUUGUCAGAUGUCAAGCACGAGAGAAACAAGCGAAUGAGUGUCAGAAGGAGUAACAGCGACAAGCCAUCAUCUGCAGAAUAUGCUACGGCGCUUGAAUUCGGCGUGAUGACGCUCGAGCAUGAUGACUACUCCUCGAUAUGCCUAUUCGCCGGAACGUCUCGAGGCAGAGUACUGACUUUCAAGAUCUUGCCCUCCCAGUCUGGGCGCUACUCAGCUGCACAAGCUGGGGUCGCUCAGAUUUCCGACGAUCGCGUCGUCUCCAUCAGCGCCAUAGAUGCUCGCUCCGGCAGCCCCGCGUAUGCCACGGGCCAUGCGGUCGGCGGCCUUGCUCAGGGACUCAGAAUCGACGGCUCUCUCGUCGUCUGCACCAUGGGCUCAGCACACAUCUUCAAGCCCGCCUCGAGCAAAGGCGCAAGCAAGACCUUCGACGGCGGGUUCUGCGACUCCGCCAAUGUCGCGCAGUUCGAAACCAAGGGCUUCGCCCUGAUAGCACUGUUUGGUGAUGGCACGGUCCGCGCUUUCUCGCUGCCUGGUCUCAAAGAGAUCAAUGGCCAAAGAAUCAACCAUGUCAUGGACACGAAGCGCUUCAGCGAUGCCAUCAUCACAGGUACAGGCGACAUCAUAGGCUUCAGUGGACCAAGCGAGAUUGCUGCGCUGAAUGUGUUUGGAACCGGACUGACACUGCCAUUGAGCUCGGACGUAAUCUACGAUCCGGCGAAACCCAUCCCUCCACGGCCGACAAUUAGCAACCUGCAGUGGAUUGCAGGAACACAAUACAUUACGCCACAAGAUCUAGAUUUCUUGAUCGGCGGACCAGACCGGCCGCCUUCGAAACGAAUGCUAGCCCAGAUGCGCGCUGAGAAGGAUGCCGAGAUGCAGCGCGCUAGAGACGACGCUAUCGGCAGGCGGAGAGGUGGGACACCUGAUAGUAUGUCUGGCAGCUCGGGUAGAAACCGCACAGCUGGAACACGGAACGAAGGAUGGGGCGAAUAUAUGACAAGACAAAUACAGGAGCGGACGGAGCAGCUGGGCUUUGCGGAGAGCAGUAUGGAUCGAGCCGCGAAGGACAGCGAAGAUUGGAGUCAGGGAGUCAGUAAGUUUGUCGCGAAGCAGAAGCGGCAGGCUGCUAUGGGGUAUAUUGGGAAGCAAUUCGGGCUUUGA